Messenger RNA from Recurvomyces mirabilis, 792 nucleotides. RefSeq lists its product as uncharacterized. The transcript is spliced from 4 exons. NCBI's taxonomy places the organism in Eukaryota, Fungi, Ascomycota, Dothideomycetes, Mycosphaerellales, Teratosphaeriaceae. The record is from RefSeq and is a predicted model, not a curated record. Bases 1 to 792 code for a protein of 263 amino acids. Gene Ontology annotation, molecular function: hydrolase activity.
AUGCUCAUCGUCGAGACGCAUAAAGAUGUACCUACCCAGCAUGGCGGCAAUAUGCGUAUCAACCUCCCAACACGCAUACCCAACGGCUGCCAUCUUCUGACAGCAAGUGAGAUCUAUCAGGUCACCGGACCAGUCGAGCGCUUCGCCCGGCAAAUCGCUGGCCAUGGUUAUGUGGUGGCGGCACCUAGCAGCUAUCACGAAUUCACGGGCCCGGAAGCACUAGCCUACGACGGGCCUGGGACGGACAAAGGCAAUGCCUGGAAGAUCGAGAAGAAGCUCUCGGCCUACGACGAAGAUGCCACGCUCAGUAUCGAUACUUUGAUCAGUCUACCAAAAUGUAAUGGACGCAUUGGUGCGACUGGGAUGUGUUUGGGUGGGCAUCUGGCGUUCCGUUGUGCUAUGGAUAAGCGCAUCAGGGCGGCGGUCUGCUAUUUCGCUACCGAUAUCCACUCACAUAGCCUUGGCGAAGGCAAGCAGGAUGACUCGCUUGAUCGUAUCAAGGAUAUUCAUGGCGAGCUGGCAAUGAUCUUCGGCAAACGUGACAACCAUGUCCCUCCAGAUGGUCGUGACCUCAUCCGCAAGACACUACACGAGAGUGGCACGACUUUCAGCUUUUACGAAAUGGCGUGGGCACAGCACGCUUUCAUUCGUGACGAGCUCAGCAAGGGACGAUACGACCCUGCCUUGGCUGGGAUAUGCUUCCAGAUUUUACGUGAGCUGUUUGGCAGGACGUUGAGUGGUGAUCUUGGACCCAGGGAAGGCGAUGGUGGUGAGGUUGAGGAUGUCUGCUAG